Molecule: messenger RNA, 2485 nt
Organism: Hypoxylon fragiforme
Lineage: Eukaryota; Fungi; Ascomycota; Sordariomycetes; Xylariales; Hypoxylaceae
Product: glycosyltransferase family 22 protein
Exons: 5
Coding region: 342-2270 (642 amino acids)
Biological process (GO): GPI anchor biosynthetic process
Cellular component (GO): endoplasmic reticulum membrane
Molecular function (GO): alpha-1,2-mannosyltransferase activity
Source: RefSeq, a predicted model, not a curated record
GUAUUAACGAACGUUUGAACUUCAACUUUGACAUAUUACCCAGUACCUACAUACAUACAUACAUACAAAUCACUCCAUUCGAACCUCGAUUGGGACAGUUCCGAGAAAUCCAAAUUUGGCUUGAAGAAUACUAUCGCAACAAAUGCCAGGUAGCCUCAUCUAUCUUGGUAUCCAAGCUAUAUAGUUAUUUCCUUCGUUGUUUUAUUUCAUUUAAAAAGAUACCAUUCAUUCUCUUGAGUAAACAAACACUAAAUCCCUAGAUACCCCCCCUUCCGAUGUGAUGACAUAAAACGUAUGAGUGCCUACGUAUCCUGAAAUAUAUUGAUAUAUAUAAUGAGAAGAUGAGUUCAGAGAAGAAGUCAAAAGCCAAAGCGUCUAGUGCGACUUCGACUUCGACUUCGAAUUCGAUUACAUCAAAUCCCUCAAAGAGUCAUGUAUCCCAUCUAAUUUCUACUCAAGCGCGAGAGGCGCUAGCUGUCAUUUUCGCAUUUCGUCUCAUCAACGCGCUCUGUGUCCGUACUUUCUUUCAGCCAGAUGAAUAUUUCCAAGCUCUCGAGCCGGCAUGGCGUAUGGUGUUCGGGGAGGACAGCGGCGCAUGGAUAACCUGGGAAUGGCAACAUAAGAUCCGUUCUUCUGUUCAUCCUGCCGUGUUUGCCUUGGGAUACUACAUCGUUGAGAACUUUGGGGGCCCAGGAAUGGAUCCAACGAUCAAAGCCAAAUGGCUCAUCGCGGCACCCAAGGUUCUACAGUCUGGCUUUGCUGCCCUGAGCGAUUGGUACUCAUGGAGGCUUGCCGAAAGGCUCUACGGUCAUAGUAGUGCCGCUGCCUGGUCUGUCUUUCUUGCGACUCUGCUGAAUCCUUGGCAAUGGUAUACUGCAACGCGGUCCUUUUCCAAUUGCUUCGAGACUACCCUAACAGCCAUGGCUCUCUAUUACUGGCCCUGGGAGCUGCUUGGGACGGAUAACGACGGGAACAAAGAAUCCCAGGAUUCGUCAAUUCCACUAUUCGAGACGUGGGGUCAACUUAAUAGUCUCCGCCUGUCUCUAAUGCUGGCCGCAUAUGCGGUUCUAUUACGGCCAACUAACAUUUUGAUAUGGAUGGCCAUCGGUACUCUUGUACUUACGAGAGCUACCCUCGGUGGAAAGUCGCCCCUUACUCGAAGGAACCUCCUCGUUGUGUAUAGGGAGGUGCUUCUUUGCGGGUCUUUUGUCCUCGGGCUGUCUGUGUUAGCUGACAGGUUAUACUAUGGAGAUUGGACAUUCCCUCCACUUACAUUCCUUCAUGUCAAUGUCGCGCAGGAUCUCGCCGCUUUCUAUGGACAGAAUGACUGGCAUUAUUAUCUCUCUCAGGGCAUACCCUUGCUAUGCACUACGAUAACCCCGUUCGUAUUGAAGGGCAUCUAUAAGUCUCUGGAUGCAGAGACCUCGAAGUGGCCGGUGGUGACUUCCAACGCUCUUAAGGCACUGUCAUUUGUUAUUCUCACAACUAUAUCGUCCCUGUCUUUUAUAUCUCACAAGGAAGUCCGCUUCAUCACACCCCUUCUACCUGCUUUCCAUAUCCUAGGUGCGCCGCAUAUCGUAUCUUUCUUCACGACAAUAGCAGAUGCUACCGCUACUUGCUCACUGCCAUCCUUAGGAUGGAAGAAGGUCCCCUUGCUAGUAGCAGGGCUCCUCGUCAACAUCAUCAUCGGCGGGUACCUGUCCUACUUCCACGCCGCAGCGCCUAUCAGUGUGAUGAGCUUCCUCCGGUCCGAAUUUGAAACCACCCACCCAACUCAUCUCGCCAUCCCGCGCCCCACAACCGAACCAGACGACGACGACAGCUUCUCCCAAGAACUCUUCGCCCUCUUCCUAACCCCCUGCCACGCCACCCCCUGGCGCUCCCACCUCGUCUACCCCUCCCUGCGCGCCCGCGCCCUCACCUGCGAGCCCCCCAUCCACACCCCGCCCCGCUCCCCGCAGCGGCAGGCGUACCAGGACGAGACGCGCCGCUUCUACGCCGACCCGACCGCCUUCCUGCAGCAGGCCCUGUGGCCCCGCGACGGCCCCGGCGAGGACAUGGCCCGCUUCAUCGUCGGCUACGAGGGCAUCGAGUCCGCGCUGCGCGCCUACUUCGAUCCGUCCGGUCCCGGCGCCCGCCACAAGGUUAGCCUGAAGGAGGUCUGGAGUCAGUGGAAUGGCCUGUUCACGGAUGAUGAUAGGAAGGCGGGUCGGCUGGUCGUGUGGGCGACGGGGUUUUAUGAGGAUGAGGGAUUGCCUGUUGAGCCGUAGAUGCAUAGGGACGGACCUCUGUAUCUGGGUAGGCAGGUUGGCGGGAAGGCGGUGUUUGCAUCGGGAUGCGGAUGGUUGGGUACAUACUAAAGCUUAGGUAUAUAAGUAGGUUCGGUAUUUCGGUGUGAGCUACCACGUACGUGGCUUACAACAAAGCUACGGAUUCUAGUACGCUAUUAUUACCUAACCUAGGUUAGGUACCUAGGAAAAGAAGU